GUUUGUUUACCGGCACCAGCAGACAAGAGGAAGAAAAGAAAGAAGAGGAGGACUAGAAGUUUCAACUCUGAGCUCUUUUAACAAAGGUAUGUUAACCUUUUAUUUCGUUUUGACCUUUUCUUCCUAUAAAUGUAUCAAUAAAUACGACCAACAACGCCAUGUUACAGAAAGCCUGCUGCGUUUAGCAGUGAACUGUUAAUGUGACCUGUCUGUUAGUUAGCUGUCUUUGGCAACCUGUGGCUAUCUGACCUGCUAACUGUCGUUACCUUGCCAACUAACCGUUCAACAACAGGUGCUUUCUGAGCAGGUAAACAAAGGUCCACAAAACAGUGCAGGUACAGACGAGUCAGUGUGAAGUCAACAACAACAUCAGUGUACAGUAAUAACAAAAUAUAACAUAUUACCAUAGGUUACAAAAACUAUGGUGAUUAAUAGGAUAAUGAUUGGAAUUAGUGAAUAUUUAAAUUAUACCUAACAAUGUAUAAACUUGACUGUAAAUUGAAAAUAAACUCUAUAAAGUUAAUAUUACAGUCUGUUAACUGACUUAAUAUUUAUAAUAAACUAAAAAGUAUGUAUCAUAAUAUUUGAAAUAACUGAAAAAUUAACAUACUCUUUGCAAAAUUGAUGUUUUCUUGUUUUUGUUUUGAUGGACUGGAUAUUUAUAGAAACUUGUAUGUAGUUAAAACGAUAACAUUUAAAAUGGCAGAUUUUUACCAAUAGUCAAACUAAUGUUAAAAUUAUAAUGUUGAAAAGAGUUAACCCUUAUGUGGAUAUCUGUAAAAUAAUGUGAAUGUUUCAAAUAAAUGAAUGAUUAAUGUAUAUCCAUAAAGUAAAAAGUGUUUUACUCUUUAAUUGGGCUUUAAUUAAAGUAAACAGUAAAUGUAAUCAUGUGUCAUGUUUUAAAAAUCAGUAUGGUUAUCUCUAUGAAAUAAGAUGUGAUUAUGUUUGCUGUAAAAUUAAUGUGGUCAAUCUAAUGUAGUUAUUUUAAUAAGGCUAAUUUGAUGAUGGUUGUAGUGACAAUUUCCUACAAAAACAAUGUGAUAAUGUUGAAAAAGAAAACUGUAUAUCAUAUUUUCAGAGUAAAUAUGAUCAUGUUUAAACUGGCUGAAUAUUUUUAAUAUCCUCAGUGGAAUAAAACUGUUUUUAAUGUGAGUGUCUUGAACAAAAAUAGAUCCAACAGAAGCUGAGCACUAUUUUCCAGAAAUAACAGUGGUUUAUAUUUAACUUUGAUAAAAUAUUGGCUUUAAUGAAAGGGGCUCUGAGUCAUUAGACAGGCCUUACAUUAUGAUAACCUAGUGGUUUUGAAUCAUCUUUAGAUUUUUAAUUAAACACCUGGAUAAAGAUUUUACAUACAACAGUCCCAGCCCCCCUUUUACUGCCUUAAUAGUUCCAGCAACUCAACGCUCACACUAUCAGAGCCUCUUGUAUAAGUGCACAGGGACUCAUAACAAACAAAGAGACAGAUGCUGUAUAGAGUGAGGUGAGGUGUAAUAGUUGUUUUUGUGUUCAGGUGUGUCAUGUAGGGAUUAUCUUGUCUCCUCAGGUAAAUGUCUCACAUCCCAGGUCAGGACCCGGCCUUCAUGGAGGCCAUCAACAGACACAUGAGGGUCCCUGAUCGUCUGAGUGUAGGGGCAGGGCAGCACUGGAGGACAGAUGAGGAGGAAGAGGAGGUCAGCAAGAGGGAGGAAGGGUUUCCUCCUGCUGCCACCAUGCAGGUGCCUGAUAGGCUGACAUAUACAGGUAAGGCUGUGGGACUUACACAGCUGUUCAGACGGAGGGUGACCAGUUUUCUUAGCAUGUAAGACAUUAUCCGUUACAGAUUAUUCAUCUACAUGAUCAGUCAUGAUUUAUCACUUGUCCUCUUUCUAGUUUUCUGAACAUAAAAACAUGUAGGAACAAUAAUCAUGAACAUUGUUUAACCUUUAAGAGAAAAAACAGGAGAUAUCACUGCUGAGAGUAUUUAUACAGAAAUAUAAAGAACAACAGAAGAAGAGGCAGUCAGCUUCAGAUAUUGUAGGUUUUUUUCGAAAAAGUAGGUUUUGAGCUGGAAUGUCAUUAAGCUUUUAAGGUUUUAACCCACAGAAGCCCCCGAUAUGAGCCCCUCUUCUCUGUUCACUCCAUCAAAACUGACCAUUUGUGGACCGCUUAGUCUGGACCCCUGCUGGGAGAGUUCACAGGGAGAGGUCUUCGUCAGAGAAGCUCUGCAGGUAGGAACACAGGUGUUCAUCCUGUAAGCUUUAAAUAACAGGAUUUAUACUCUAUUGAAUUAAAAUAAAGAGAUUUUUACUUCACCAAAGGAAUUAAAAUAUGUCCCCCUCUUUGAAAAUUAAAACAGGUAACUUUGAAUAGGUUUGAAAAUAAAUUUGUUUCAUCCAUUAUCUGUGUUCACCUUGUCCUUGUGCGAUGUCUGUCUGAAGUCUUCACCCUAGCAUGUACAUACAUAUACAUAUGUGUUCUUCUAUCAGGGGUCUUUUAUAUCUGUCUCUGAGUUUUGGAACAUAGAAUAAUACAGUCUCUCCAUUCAGGUCUUACCUAACCAACAUCACAUCUUUUACAAAGAUCAGAGCUUAAGGGUCUGUUUUUAUCCAGGAGUAGAACAGGUCAGAGUUUUUCUCUUUGAAAGCCAGCCUCAUUUCAUUUGAGAUCUCCCAUGUUUGACUUCACAAAGGAGAUCAUCAGCUUAAAUAGACAGCUUUUAGAGGCAACCUCAUAAAACCUUCCUGCCUAGGAGACAGUUGUUAUUCCCUCAGGUGAAGCUGACACUGACAGAGGAAGCAUGUGACCAGUAGUUAACGGCAGCCUGUUCAGGUAGACAGGAGAAGUUCUCAGUGCUGAAUUAUUAACAGCUAUCACCUAGCUGCUUAUAGGGUGAGCAUGGAAACCCUCCAUGCACACAGAAGUGCUGACACACUUGUAAACCUCUCUCUCAUUAAUCCAACUCUGAAGGAAGUUAGCAUGACUGACAUAACAAAGAAUUUAAUGUCAAACUAAUCCUACAUCAUUAAACCAAUCAAUUCAUUGUACUUGGAUCCAAUCUCAAGUCCCUUCUUUCAGUUGCUGUGCAGCGCCAUUUCUUUGCUGUUUUGCUAGUAUUCUGAAAAUAACAUCGUCACUCUAUUAAAAUAAUGACCCAAGUCAUUUUUUGCCAAAAACUCAUUUUUGUCAAAAAAUAACUUGGGCCAUUAUUUUAAUAGAGUGAUGAUAUGUGGGUUUCAUAAGCAUGAGCAUAUAUGGUUAAUAAGAGGCCUUUCUAAGUGGAACCUGGCCCUAAUGUGCACAAACAUGCUGCUUGAGAACAUGUAGGAUUGGUACAGCACUAGCUUGAUGGUAUGGAUGUGUGUCUCAUUUAUACAGGCUAUGGUUCUUGUUGCACUGGUCAGAUUAGUUCUCGAUCACUGCAUGAUUUGGUGGAUGUCAGCACCCCUCUCUCUCUCAAGUCAUCCAAUUGAUAGAGGCAAAAAGCUCCUUAAGAAUCUUUUAACAAAGUAUUGUGUUAUCGUAUUUAUGCACACAUGCUACAUUUUAUCUAGCAUGUAAAAAUGUUCUCCUCACUGUUGAUUACUGAGGGGGUCCUAAUAUGUUUGUCAUUGGUACAAAAAUCAGGCGUUUAUGUUUAUGACAGUUUUAAAUUGAUUUACCCUCUGUCUUCUGCAGUUAUAGAGUGCACAUGGUGUUUCUUUCAGUUGUGUUACAUCUGUACAUGAAACUUUCUUCCUUUGUAACAGAGUCCCAUCAGAAGAUCUUACAGUGAUCAAAGUUUCGGCAGGACACCACCCGGGACUCCAACAAAUCUCAAACAGACUCUGACUCUGCCCAGACACUCGUCUGCCCUGUGAGUAUUGACACAGCACACACCUGGUUUAUUCAAGUUUAAUAUCGAAUGAUAAAUUUGUACCAGUAUUACACCUCAGUUCAGGAAUCACAUCUACCCAUUUGCCCAUUCUCACCUAUCUGGGCUCACUUCUCAGUGGCUCCUCUUGGGGGAUUCAGAGGUAUUUCUAGGCCAGUUGACAUAUGUAAUCUCUCCAGAAAGAUCUCAGUUCACCCAAGCCUCUCCUUACAGUUGGACUUGCAAGAGUUACUCAACUGUAUUAGAUCCACAGAGACCUUUUCUGCCUUUAAGAAAAAGCUAAAGACCCAGCUCUCUUGGGAACACUUGAGCACAGCUCAGUUAUGAUACUACACUUGAUUGACACAGUUCCUUCCUACUUCUAGGACCCUUUUUGAUCCAGGUCUAUGUGUACACCUCAACUCUUGGUUUUUGUUUAAAGAAUUAAAAAUGUUGAUGACAGUGGCAGUGCUGCUGCUGCUGAUGAUAAUACUGUGGUUUCAUGUUGAUGAUGAGGUGUUGUUUAGUUGCUGUGGUGAGGAUAAAGAAAUUAUAUUAAAAAACACAGUGCAGCACUACGCCUGAAUGGACUUGAAGCUGUUUUCUUGGCUCUUACUCGUGAUGUUUCCCUCUGUAUCGAUCUUUGCUUGUGUUAAACUUGUGAAUCGAUGAGAGUCUAACUGUCAUGCAUCUGGAAAGUAAUGCUUUACCUCUUGCAUGGACUUUAAUAUGGUCUCUGUCAGAUGGAUUAUGUUUCAUACACCAAGCUCUAGUCUGCGUAGACAGGGAUCACCUCUAGAUCAUUUGUCUUCCAAGCUUCCUCGGCACCUCACCCUCAUACCUGUCCCUGCAAGUGAUGGGCCCACAAGACAGUGUCUCCCCGUCUGGCCCAGUCACCACAUGUUGGUGAUCAAGCUCUUUUGAGUCUAGCUGCAGGGUAGGAAGGUGGUGUCCCUCCUAUAGGUGAGGUGACUCUUGAGCAAUUUUGCAGUUUGAUGUGCAAGUGUUUCUUGAAUCCCCCCUGUUGUAGUCUGGAUUCCCCUCAGAUCAGUUUGCCUUGAGAGAUCUUACCCGGGCCUAUCGCCACUGACAACACCUUGAUCACAUUGAGUUGUGGUGGUCAGGGGGCUCAGACCCAGUUAUUGUAAUAUAAUAUCACAGAACCAGUCUUUACCAGACUACUACAGCAUCCUUUUCUACCAGCAUAAUCAGAGUACCCCCUUUUGUCCGACUCCAGUCUGAAACUAUGUCUUCCCACUCCACUUUGAUCCCAUAUCUGUCCCCUCUUGUAACCUUACUCCUACCCUCUGUCCUCUCCACCUCCCUACAGCCGUGGUUCAGGCCGUCCUCUCCUCCAGAGAUUUCCUCCUUCUGCCCGCAGGAGUGACUCUCCAGUUCAGCCUCUCUCCUCUGCCCACACCACCGACUCUCAGGCCUUGCCCCCCUCUUCUAGCCCUCCCCGCCUCUCGUCUCCUCAGUCCUUCCUGCAGUCAGCCAAGGCGCUUGGUCUGCAGGCCUCUCAGCGCCUCCUGCAGGCAGUCAGCCAGAAAUACAGGUCUGAGUCAUGCAUUGCAAAAUGUACAGAUAAACCUGUCCAAUGAUGAAACUAUUCAUCUUCUAGUUUUAUUGGAUUAAUUUACAACAUAAAGGUCUGCAGAUGAUACUCACAAACAUUUUUGUUAGUGUUUGUAUAGCAAUGUAGUCUUCUAGAUACAAUAACUACACACAUAUUCAAACACUUGAUUAUUUUGAAACUUUUUCCCUGAGAGACAAAGUAAAAUAACUGUGUUUUACAUUUUGACCCUUUUGUCAUUUAAGAACUUCUGUUCUCCGUGUUGCUUAAAGGAUUUUGUUAUUUAACUUGUGCAUGUGUGACCUUUCCAUGACUCAUUUAUUAGUCCGCUGUUUUCCUCUUAAUGCAAUUAUAAAGUCUGAUAAGCAUUAAAUCCUGCUGCUUGUUCGGUACUAACAUCCAAUUAAUGCUGUUUGGCUAAUGUUUCCUGGCUGCUCACAUCACAGAAACAGAUCUAAGUCCAGCUUUCAGUUUAUACUCCAUCUUUUUUAUGAUAUUUGUAGAGGUGUCCCAAUACAACAUUUUUACCUCCCAUACGAUACCGAUAUUUUAGCCUUAGUAUCGGCCGAUACCGAUAUUGAUCCGAUAUUAGCACAGACUUGUGCAUGACAAGUUUUGCACUCAGCUGGAACGUCUUUUUUAGACUUUAAGGAAAGAUACUGCCACAUGGCCAAUAUCACUCCUACUCCUUUCUACUUUGUUAGUAUCUUAGUACACACUGUUGUUUUGUUGUCGUGGGCUCUACAUGCUGGAUCCGGGUACUGCUAGCUAGAGGUGCCGGAGCAGAGUCUGGAUUGUACUGCUUGUAUCAGAGACCUGAUAUCGGAGCAGGCCGAUAUUUGUUUUUUUUGCUGAUAACGGACCGAUAUCUGAUAUUAGUGUUGUAUUCGGACACCCCUAGAUAUUAGUAUCAUUUUUGAUCAGGAUAGUUGAUCAAACCUUGGCAGAAGUCUCUUGUAUUGCUGGUCCUGCUCUAACAGCUGAUAGCAGAGUGAAUGGCUGCUCUGCUGUUUCUCUCUGCAUGCUUUGGUCAGCAGAUAUGACAGUGAAUUCCAUGUUCCUGACUCCUAUUAUAACUAACAUGUUUCUUCAGCACUGCUGCUUCGCUCAUUCGUAGCUGCGCCUCAGUCUGUUAGCUUCGCUUAGCUUAGCAAACCUUGUCUCAGCUGCCUGUUAGCACUUGUACCUGUUGUUGUGAGGCAGACAUUCAGUUUCUCUUUGUCUUAUUGGUGCAAAGAUUUAGAAACCAAGAGAGUCCCCCAACGGCCAGGUUCAUAGGGGAGGGUCCUGCUGCAGCACAGGUGGAGCUCACCAAGAGAAGGUGACUGAACACAAACUGUCUGUGUGUGUGUCACAUCUGCACAAAGUGUUUGUGUUUAAUGAAGAUUCUGUGUCUUAUUUCAUCUUGAGGAAGGAGAAGCAAAUGAAAUCAGUGUUUCCUCUCAGGUCAGGUCAGAGAGUACAGGUGGGGAUUACUGACUGUCUGCAUGUCUGAACCUCAGGCUUUGUUGGAGAUUAUUAUGAUUUUAGCCAGGUGGCUGUGUGAGCAGGUCAUCCUGUCUCCACCAGCUCAUUGAUUAAGAAGAAGAACUUUAUCGAUCUCCAAAGGGAAAUUCAAUUUAUGAUAGAAUAAGUUCAGGUUUUACAUAAACCUGUUUGAUGGCUGUUGACAUGGCUGUAGUUUGUUUGUAGUCAGUCUGUUCAGUAGGGAUUUGGUGAUGGAGUUAUGUUGUUGAUGCUCCACCACUUCCUCCAAACCAAACACACAUUUAACUUGUUGAUAAAGUAUCAAAGACAAAGACAUACUGUACAUAAACAUUGUAUUGGCUGUGUCAUAUAAACUGUACAGUACAGGGAUUUAAUCUCUGUUAUGUUACCCUGUGGAUUCUGAAGGGCUGACUUGAAGUCUAUUGAUGGUGACUGAAAUUUUGUAAAUGCUGACCCAACUACAGAUGCACCUUAAUAUCAGCUUGAUAUUGGUAUAGGCAGAUCAUAGCUUGAAAAUUUAAUUAUCAGUGUUGGAAAAUAUCAAAAUGUCUGCUGAUAAAGUUAUCUGACUAAAAGUGAUGCAUUUAUUGAGAGCACACAAUAAUAGCUUACACGUUCUGGCUGUACAGGGAUAUUCUGCGUCUAAAUAAGAUCAACAGGUAGAUUUUAUUACAGGAGAAACUUUUGAGAAUUUUUUUUUUUUACCAUGAAAAACAAAAAAGUAUGUAUUCAGUAUAUUGGUAUUGGCAAAAUGAGUGACAAAUUGGCAUCUCAGAUAUUGGCAAAAAUUGAAUUCUGUGCAUCCCCAAUUUCAACCUAAACUUAUGUCAGCCCAACAAGAGGCAAAGAGGUGGAGUUGAGGCGGGCCUCCAUUCAUCACCUCACUUCAUCUCCGGACUCUUAAUUCCGAAUGUGCAGACAGAGAAAUGAGCUAACAUGACCAAAAUCAUUCUUGGCGCCAUCUCUAAGUAUUUUUAUUUUUAAUGUAAAGAUGGUCUUUUUUAAUGGGUCUGUAUGUGGCACUUCUGCACUGAGCUUCAAGUGGACACUGGAGGACCUGCAGUUUUUAGCACUUCUACAUUGGCUUCAUAUUUUAAGACUGCAAGUUGCCUCUUAGUUAUCAUGCUGCUGCGAUGAAUCACUGCAUCUACUGAAUUGGUUAUCAAUAGAGGACUCUUGAUUCAAUUUGACAGACAGCUGAGGCAUGCCUAGUGUGUUUUUUUCCUACCUCAAAAAGUUGUGGUAGGAACCCUAUAGAGACAAAACCUUUAGUGCUGAUAAGCAGGAAGCCCAUGUAAUGGUAAGAGGUCACAACUAUAACGGUACAGUCAUUUACAACAAUCAGGAGGCUGGUUUCUGCAUACUUGUGAAUGUGUCUUUCUUCAGGUUUUUACCUGUCAGACCUGCCUAUCCCAGACACCCCCCCAUAUCAAAUUGUGAAUCUCUGUGAUUUGUAGAGCUCAGUCUGUCACAGUGCUGCUCUCUGUAACCUGUCUGUAGCUCUGAGAUUCUGACUUCUAGUUUCUGUUCAGGAUGAUGGAGAGCUGGAGCCCUGAGGAGGAUGGAGGAGCUGCAGUGGAGUUCAUAAUCCUCCGGAGACAGGUGAGACAUCUGUCUGUCUGUCUGUCUAUCUAUCCUCAUCUCAUCGCUUUGUUCUCUUUGUCCAGGCUAACCAUCCUUCCCUGUUUUCUCUAAGGUGAUAAAGAUGAGUCGUCGUCUGGCGGCUCUGGAGCGUCACAGCGCUGAGAGGAAGAAUGCUGAGCUGGUUUUGUUUUCUCUGCUGUUGUCGGCCUGUAUGAUAAAUGUUUGGCUGUGGAUACGUAGAUAACACACACACACAACACACACAUAUAUACACUCACAUACACACAUGCACUCUGCAGAGAGAUAUAUGUAGAAGUAUGAAAUAGACCAGGAUGCCAGAAUCUGUUCUUCUUUGACUGCAUGUUGAAGGUAAAGUAUGCCUGUCAGUCACAUGGUGGUACACUGUUACACCUGAUACACCUGCAUACUGGUGUAAUUCUGUCUAAAGGUAGCUCAGUCAGUUGCUAUGGUAACAGGUUGAAAGUCAAGGAGUGUUUAUAAAGAUGAAUCAUAGAGUUAUUGUAUUCUCACUGAGUGAACAGCUGGUCCAAGACUGUGGCACAUCCACUCAGAUGAGGAUUUUUUUGAAAUCAACAUUUGUGGGAGUCUCAGAGUUUUAGGCCGUGAAGAAUAAGGAUUUGGAAAAGUCCUUUUCUACUUUUAGAUAUUUAAAAACACUGUUUUGUAUGUAUUUUUGGGACGACUGAAACUAAGAAUUUGGGAAUGCUAGUGUGUUUUACUGCAGUACAGCGCAAAAUAAAUAUCAGGGUCACCACUGCAUACACAAGCACGCACACACUGUUUUUCUUUGGUGUUUGUUGAGACACACUGAUGGCACAUUAUCUCAAUGCACUGGCCUGACAUGCUCAUGUAAGUAGUUUUAACCACCUCUGUGUUAUCAUAUCUUACAAACCACAUCUGGUGUAGACGGGGUUUUGGGAGAGAACAAUGUCUGUUUUCAGAAAUAUCUGCGAAUGUGUAGAUGUAGCCUGAGUCUACAGUGAGUAUAUUCUAGGGGUAUCCCAAUACGAUACUGAUAUCGGUCCGAUAUCAGCAAAAAUUCGAAUAUCAGAUUACAUCGGCCUGCAUCUAAAAUCUCCGGUAUCAGCACUCCAAUACAGGCAGUCCAUUCCACACUUCGCUCUGGCACCUCUAUCUAGCAGCACAUCCAGCAUGUAGAGCCCAUGUAAUCACAACUAGAGUGUACGAAAGUAGCAAGGAGGAGGAGUGAUGUCGGCACUGUGGCAGUAUUUUUCAUCAAAGUCAAAAAAGAUGUUGCAGCUGAGUGCAAAGCUUGUCAUGCAAAAGUUUGUGCUAAUAUCGGAUCAAUAUCGGUAUCGGACAAUAUUAAAGGCAGCUGCAGCUUCAAUUCAAUAGAGACUGUUGGGUCUGUUUUGAAAUCCUCUGUAUGCUUUAUAUUAACUUUCAAUUAUUUUUACAGGAAAAUGUUAAAACAGAAUCUAGAAAUCAUGUCACAGCAUUACCAGCAGCUUUAGACCGGGAAAUUUUACCUCAGAAAUACAAAUGUAAUGACUGUCUCCUCUGCCAUUGCUUUUGGUGAAGUUAUCAGGAAUCGUGCCCAUGCUUGAUUCUGAUUGGUUGGUGAGCAUGGUGGUGUUUUUAAAGUUGAAGUAUUUUUAGCUGACAGUGCUGAGAGCACAAUGACUGAAAACACUGAACUGACUUAAGACAGAGAACAGGCUGUGGCAGUGCUCAAAACAGCAUCAGUAACACAGCCCCUCACAUGUCUUUAAAAGCUGUGCCAUUCAUCUGUAUGUAGAGUUUAUGUAUGUUGUAGCUGUCUGUUUGUGUAUGUGUAGGUUGAAUAUAUAAAUAUGUUAUUAAUGUCAGUUUAUUUAAUAAAGCAGAGUUUGUAUGUAAA
Messenger RNA from Xyrichtys novacula (pearly razorfish), 10356 nucleotides. Lineage: Eukaryota; Metazoa; Chordata; Actinopteri; Labriformes; Labridae. The record is from the annotation of a GenBank genome assembly.